UCAAUAUUGCCCCCAGAAAUAAGAUUUCAGAAACGAAUUCGCUCAAAAAAAAAAAGAUUUGAGAAACGAAAAUACCUAUCUACCCAGACUCCGCCUUCGCCAAAGAAAACAGGUACCAGUUCGUCUUCCAGAAUCGAUUUUCGCCAGAGAGAACAGGCUUGGGUUCCUCCACUUGUUGACAAACAUAGCUUUGUUUGGCUCGCCGAAUACCUAAGGGCUUUGUUUCGCUUGAUUGCUUCGAGCUCUCUCUGCGCUUCAAAUCAAAUCUCAGCAAGGAAAACCCCACAAAUCAAUGUUACAAGGAUCUCUAUUCGGGUCGGUGAUUCGACCCGGCAUUUACCGGCAAGCUUCUCGAGUUGGAUCUGUCUCCGGACGACAAUUCCAUUCCUUCUCACAAAUUCCGACCAAAAUCGGCGCCUUUUCCGGAUUAAUCAAGAGUUCGAAAAGCGAGGCACAUCUUCCGUUGUCAAUUUUGGGAAACCUGGGCAUGAAACUGGGCUUGGUCCGAGUGGCAGAGAAUGUUCAUUUGCCUUGUGCUUUGAGUUUCAGGAGUUCUUUACAUUCUGGAGAAAAACCAGAGGUUGAGGAAGGAAGAGAUCCUAGAUCUAUGGACCCUGAACAGGCAACACAGGAAAGUGGAAAUGGUGUAGAUGGAAAACCUCCACUUGAGGUUGGGGUAGGAAGGGGUCCACGUUUCGUUGGAUAUGAUCAGCUGUUAAAUCGGGAAAGAGAAAAUGGUUUAAAUGGGCUACCUCCAAUUGAGUUUGGGGCACGAAGGAAUCUUCGUUCCAGUGGCUAUGGUCAGUUGUUAAACUGGGAAAGAGGAAAUGAUGUGAAUGGAUUACCUCCACUUGAGGAUGGGGUAGGACGGAAUCUUGGUUCCAUUGGCUAUGAUCAGUUGUUAAACCGGGAAAGAGGAAAUGGUAUGAAUAGGCUAUCUCCACUUGAGAACGAGGCAGGAAGAACUCAUCCUAAGCCUAUGGACUUUGUUCGGGGAUUACUCCGAGAUGAAAGACCUCCACGCUAUCAGCCAGAGGUUGGAGCAGGAGGGCUGCCGAGGCCUAUUAAUGAUGCGCAGGGAAAUUUCCAGGGCAGAGGCUAUGGUCAGAGGGGAGACCCUGCAUUUUAUCAGCAGGCUCAACUUGAGUCAAAUGCUGAUAUUGUGCACAUUAAAUUGAUGCGAAACAACUCAUAUGUCACGUUAACUGAUUCUAAAGGGAACAAAAAGAUGUCGGUUUCUGCUGGUCAAGUGGCAGCGAAAGGAGAUAAACCUGGCCGGUAUUCGGGUGAAGCAGCUGCUGAGUAUAUGGGACGAGUAGUGAAACAGAUGAAAAUAAAAUCAGUUGUGGUAAAAGUGAGCGGAUUCACCUUUUUCAGGAAGAAGAAGGAUUCUAUUUUGGCCUUCAAAGACGGGUAUACUCAUUCACGAGGAGAUGUAAAUCCUGUUGUGUACAUUGAGGAUACGACUAGGAAACCACAUAAUGGCUGCCGUCUUCCUAAGAAGCGCCGCAUAUGAUUUCUGUGAGCAUUCCAUGGAAAUGGGGAUUGAGGCAGAUGUCCGAGUUUGGGUUGAAGAUUUUACUACUCAGUUGCAUUUUGAUGAGGCUAUAAGCUUUACUGUUGUUACCGAUUUUCUGUUUAUUGCUGGUGUUAUGGUGAUUCUGGUAGAUGGGGAAGAAAAAAAGAAGUUAUUUUUUGAAUAUUAAGUGCUUCUGGCUGUUAGUUUUUGCUGUUAAAGUCUCGAGGUACUUGAUCUUGAAUUAGGGAGAUUUUUGUCUGCAAUUCGCCGGAAAUAAUGAUGAUCAAUUGUAUCCAUGCUUAUGAUAAUGAAAACUACUAUGAAUCUACGUAUUUAAUUGAGCUA
Molecule: messenger RNA, 1864 nt
Organism: Salvia miltiorrhiza (redroot sage)
Lineage: Eukaryota; Viridiplantae; Streptophyta; Magnoliopsida; Lamiales; Lamiaceae
Exons: 4
Coding region: 293-1516 (407 amino acids)
Biological process (GO): maturation of SSU-rRNA from tricistronic rRNA transcript (SSU-rRNA, 5.8S rRNA, LSU-rRNA); translation; ribosomal small subunit assembly
Cellular component (GO): ribosome; mitochondrial small ribosomal subunit
Molecular function (GO): small ribosomal subunit rRNA binding; mRNA 5'-UTR binding; structural constituent of ribosome
Source: RefSeq, a predicted model, not a curated record